UUAUUAUUAUUUUACCUUUUUUUGCCUUUAUUUUUAAAUUUUUUUUGCCUUUACCCAUGUAUUUCACCAUGCGUACGCACGUGUUGCCGCGGUGCUGCCGCAAGCGCAGCCGGGGAGCCGGGGCACUCGUGGAUCCUCGCUCGGGAAGGAUCAGCUUAGAUCGAGGGAGGGUCUUGCUGGCAGCAUUAACAAAUCCGGGAUGGGAGCAGGAUGGCUCGUAUGCUCUCCUUCCCAAGCAGCAGGGGCGUAAAUGCACUGAACUGAUCCAUGCUGGAAACAUCCCGGUGGCUUCAGUCAGGAAGAACUGCUGAAAAUAUGGAAGGGCCUUUUCUAUUGUAUGUGGAUGCAGGAUAAACCUCUGCUUCAGGAGGAACUUGCAGCCAAUAUCUCCCAGCUUAUCCACGUGUUUCAGAAUACAGAGACUCGACACCUCUUCAUCCAGACAUUUUGGCAGACGAUGAACCGGGAAUGGAACGGGAUUGACAAUCUGCGUCUGGACAAGUACUACAUGCUGAUGCGUCUGAUUUUGAGGCAGUCCUUUGAAGUGCUGAAAAGAAAUGAAUGGGAUGAGGGUCUAGCUGAACCAUUGCUGCAGCUAUUAAUGAAAGAAGUUAUGGACCCAGACAGCAAUUCUCCCACUGGCAUAAAGUUCCAUUUCAUUGAUAUCUAUCUGGAUGAAUUGGCUAAAGCUGGUGCAAAGGAGCUCACAGCAGACCAGAAUCUCAAGUUCAUCGAACCUUUCUGCAAAAUUGCUGCCAAAUCAAAGGAUCGGCGUGUGCUCCAUGCUGUGGCCACCGGUGUCUUUGAGAUGAUCGUGGAUCAGUCCCCCUUCGCCAUCGAGGACCUGAUGAAAGAGCUGGGUACCAACAGUGAUGAGGAGAAUGUUUCUGAAGAAGGCAAACAGGAAAAUGAAGAGAUGCUUAAAACCAAAGCAAACAGAUGUCUGUCAAGAAAAUCAGCACAGAACUCCAAAAAAACAGAGGAUAUCGAUGAAAAUGCUGAUGAUGGGAUCGGGACUGUUCUACAGUUUGAUUACAAGGCUGUGGCUGACAAAAUCUUUGAAUUUGCAAGCAAGAAAAAUACACCUUCGUUGAACAGAAAGCGGCUGUACAAGCUGGUCAAAAAGUUCCAGGACUUAGCAGAAGGAAUCUUCCCCCAGGAUAUUCCUGAAGAUGUUUCUACAGAUGAAGAUGAUGAUGAAUCCGGUAGGCGAAAGAAAAAGAAAAAAGCUGUCAAGCCUUGGCAACAAAAUGAGCUGGAAAAUGUAAAAGAGGAUAAAGAAGAGCUGUCAAGUGAGAAGGUGCCAUCAGUUCCCCAGAGGAAGAGGAAAAAAAGGAAGAAGAGGGACAGCCAAAGUGCUGAUGGAAAUUGUGAGGAGGGAAAAGCUGAAACAUCUGGAUCCAAUGCUUCUAGCCAGGAAAAGGUGCCAGAAAAUAAAAAGGAGAGGAAGAGAAAGAAAUUGCUGGUAAAUGAGGCCAGUGAGACCACAGAUGUAGCAACUGACACCAGAGAAAAUCAGAGUAUCUGUGUGCAGAACAGUCUGACUGAUGCAGAACAGAGUAAAAAGAGUCAGUUGAAGAAAAUGAAUCCAAAAGUGCAGAAUGUUCCUGCAAAACCAGCGUGUCAGAAUGGACCAGCCACUGCCAGUGCAGCAGAGGAUGUCAGCCCUUCUGUGACGUCGUUACCUCCUAAAGCUGUGAAAAAGAAGCAGAAAGCAGGAGCUGUCCUGGUGAAUGGGGAUCCCCCUGUGCAGCAAACUGACCUGAAACCCAGCAAGGAAGGCUUGCUGGGGACCCUGCCAAGAAAGGGUGAAUCUGCACCCUCCAGAAAGGUCACACUGAAGACAAAGUUAGUUGGUUUGGAAGGGAUGAAAGUCUCCACUCAGAAUGCAGCAACUCUCAAAAAGAAGAGAAAAGUGAAAGAGGUGCUAAACUCCGUCGAAGCCAAUGGAGUUCUGGAGACUGUGUGCAAGAAAAACAGGAAGGUGGAAAGCAGUGCUGCUCUGUCACCAUUAAAGAAAAAGAAGGUGAAACCAGGAAGUGAUUUUGUAAAAUUUGAAAAAUCAACUGUACCAAAGGCGGUGUUCUUCAGGAAAGCCAGAAGCACCAUCUCCUCCACCAGGACACCCAUGCAGCUGAACAAACUGCAGACACCCAGCUCCAAAAAAGUCACGUUUGGCUUGAAUAAAAACAUGACUGCAGAAUUUAAAAAGACUGACAAAAGUAUAUUAGUGAGCCCAGAAGGACCCUCCCGUGUGGCUUUCAAUCCUGAACAGAAACCUCGUCAUGGGGUGCUGAAGUCACCCACAGUGACCCCAGCAAAAGAGCCCCAAGUGAAGAGACCAUUUACAAUGUCAGCUAAGAAGAGACCAACUGCUGUGGACUUCUUUUAAACCAACAAAUGUGGCCUACUUUUGUACAGGACAUUUUGCUAACCUAGAAUGUUCUCUGGAGGUAUUUUGAAGUUCUUUAUUUUUUUAAGUUAAUACAAAUUGUAUAUACAAAAUUCUGAUUAUGACCUGGGUCAUUGCUAUUUUGAAACCACUUCAGCUCUAUCUUGAAAUACUUGUUUUGUCUUUUUACAGAAAAGAAACAAAAUCCAGUCUCUGCUCAGGUUUGGUCUACAAAAAGUAUGGUCUCUGCCCAUGUCAUUCCCAAGAGACUUGUCCAUUUAGACAGAGGUUAAAUUGGAAAAAGGCAAUGCAAAUUUUAAGCCUACUUGGUCAUGUGUUUUAAAAUUCUACUCUGUCAUUUUUCAUGUGUCAUCCCUGGCAUCCUGUUAAUUCUUCUGGAAAUAAUGAUUACCUUGUGUGUCUGUUUAAUACCAGCUGGACUUGGGUAGCUUUGCAGCUAGCAAGUGAGCUUUCCCUAGGAUAAGAAACCCUUAGCUGUUGUUCAAGUGGUCACUGGUGCAAAUAAACCUUCACAGCUGAUUGCCUGCUGAGUUUGGGACAAGUCACCACAUUAUUUUCAGUAAUGCAAGUGCCAAGGCUGGCUUGAGCCUCUCACACUGUGAGCUGGCUCCUUCUCUUCACUGAACUGAAAUUAGUGCUCUUGCCCAGUAGAAAUCUUAGACAUUUCGAGGACUUCCCCCAGCCCCCUCUGCUGCCUUUCCUGAAGGUCUGACAAGUCUCCUGGUUUUCUGCUUUAGCAGCUGGUGUCACCACAUUGUGCCAGAACUCAGCCCUCAUUCAGUGCAUGAACCUCUGCCUGGACUGAAGUGAGCUAGAUGGGUGUAGUGCAUCUUUGGGUAGGACACAUCUCUCUGAAAGCUUUGGUGCCUUCUCAGUACAGGGUGAAACUUGACAGCCCAUGCAGCUGGGUUUUGGUCUUGAUGUAGAAUCAGAUGGCCACUUGGCAUUUCUUGGAGUUCAGUUUUUAUUUGGAUAUUUUACUACUACUCUGCAUGUUUUGUUUUUAAUUUGCUUCUUUGGUAAAGAUUGAGGUGCAUUGCUGGAAGAGAUCAUUUAUAUAAUCUGAAUGGGAACAGUGAGGAGGGGAAGAGUAAAUUAAAAUAAAAAUUGGAAGAUUUGAAAUCUUUCUUUGGAAAUUUUCCCUAUAUAAAUGAGGCAAAGGCUUUGCAGCAGAUCUCUACAUUAGAGCUCAGCUUGGAAGCACAGCCUGGUGCCAGAGCAAAGCUGUUCAUGAAGCUUCACACUGGUUAUUCCUGUGAUCCUGCAAGAGAUCACAGGAUCUCUUCAUUACCUUGUCUGCUUCAUUACCUUGUCUUAGGAUAACUGGAUUAUCAGUUAAAUAAACUGAUAAAUGUUUAUUUAGCUACUUCAGCCAGCAGAAGUACAUAUUUACAUACUUCAGUGCUGUUUUUUUACCAGUCCUCGAUGUCUGUCCUCUGCCAGAUUACUCCUCAUAAGCAACAGUAUUGAAACCGUUCUUUUGUACCUCAAAAUUCUGGGGUACUUCCAGAUGGCUGGUUGGUCUCAGCUGCUCAAUUCUAUCCCAUCCCAGUUCUCUCACUAAGUUUAUGACAGUCCAUGGUUUGUGGUACUGCCAGAAAUUAAUUUUGCUCUUGUCUUCUCUCAUUUAUAGUGAAGGACUGAAUUUCAUUUGGUUUUGGUAUUGGUCUAGGCUGUAGCUCUUUCUUGAUCAAUAAAGAACUCUGGAGAAUACAUGGAUAAAUGAAUGGUACUCGUUUAUGCAAGUAUUGCUCAUUUAUGUUUUAAAAAGCUCAUUGUAUAUUAGCAUAAUGGAUUUUGUUGACAAGAUGACGGUAAGUAGGGUGUAACAGCCUGUUCAAUAUGUUGUACUGUUACUUUGUCCUGUGGGUGAAAAGUCUCCUGUGAAAUAUGCAUUAAACCAUUUGUAUGUGCAUGGUUGUGAAUGCCUCAGGUUGGAGAUGCCACAUUCCUCCAAGGAUAGAGAUGCAAGCAAUCACUCAGUGGAUCUGGUGUGCACAGAAAAAUUCAGGAUCCAGACACAUAGGGGUUUGGUUUGCUUUUAAUACAUAUAACUUAUUAUGGAAAUGUAUUGAUUGUCUGGGACUUUGUUCAUUGUAGAUCCACUGAACCUGUUGCUUGUCCAACUCUUUUGUUGCCCACAGUGUUAAAUGGGAGGGCAGAAAUGGCAGUCAGGUUUUUAUCUAAAAUUUUACUGAUGUGAUUGCUUGUUGCAAUGCAUCCAUAAUCCAUCUGUGCCAUGAAACUGGUGCAAUGUUUUGUAAAUAUACCUGUGAGGUGGGUAUUGUCUUCAGUGGUGUCUGGAAUUUCAUUCAGGACAGCUUUACAAACAAAACCCAACCACUGUCAAUGCAGUUUAUUCAGCAUUGUUGGGUUACAUUUGAAUACAUUACCCAAAUUAUUUGAAUUAUUUGGAUAAUGACAAUGCCAAUAAACAUUGAAGAAAAAAAAAAAUUAAAUGCAACUUGUACUAUCCACUGCACAGACACAAUGGUAUUCUGAGGAGAGAUGUAUUGGUAAGAAAAGAGAAAGGAAAACUCAUCUGACCUAUUUGAUGUCACUUCAUUGGUUUUUUCAGUGUUAUUCCAGGUCCCUAGCUGCCAGCCAUGCUCUGAGUCAAAAAUAAUGUGGCCUAACUUUUAAAGGACAGUGGUUUUUAAUGAUUGUCUCUGUAUUUUUGUUACAAAUCUCAUCAACUUUGUCAAGCUCUAAUAGUUUAUAAUUAUUCAUAGCUUCAAGAGAACUCAAAAGCACAAAAUUAAUUCAGCAAGGCAAAAAGUUGAAAUUCUAUUUCAGUUAUUGGAUAUGCAAGAUCUGUUAUAUUCAUUCUAUCAAAGCUGUGUGACUUGGAAAGUAUCCAGUGCCCUCUGUCAUGAAUUACCUGCACUGAGAUUUCAUUAGAGGCAGGGAAAAAAGUAUAAUUUUAUGUUCCUCUGCAAGAGCAUUGUUAAUACAAAUACAAUGUCUAAGCAUUACAUCAUUUAAUCUAGUCCAAUAAACCAUAUUUUUUGUGGA
Messenger RNA from Vidua chalybeata, 5428 nucleotides. RefSeq names its product ribosomal RNA processing 1B (gene RRP1B). Gene Ontology annotation, biological process: rRNA processing. Bases 338 to 2392 code for a protein of 684 amino acids. Gene Ontology annotation, cellular component: preribosome, large subunit precursor; nucleus; preribosome, small subunit precursor. The record is from RefSeq and is a predicted model, not a curated record. NCBI's taxonomy places the organism in Eukaryota, Metazoa, Chordata, Aves, Passeriformes, Viduidae. The transcript is spliced from 16 exons.